Messenger RNA from Pantherophis guttatus, 2396 nucleotides. NCBI's taxonomy places the organism in Eukaryota, Metazoa, Chordata, Lepidosauria, Squamata, Colubridae. The record is from RefSeq and is a predicted model, not a curated record.
AUGGUUGUGCUGAAGAUUUCGGGGGAACGGGACCUUAUAGCUGGUGUGAAGGUUUAUAUGCAGACAUGGAGCCCAGGAUGCCACUGUAUCUGGGCGUCCCCACCGCUUCCUCCUGGAAAGGAGACUGCCUGGCGUCACUCGCCGCUCAGGUUCGCCUCCCUCCGCCGGGGAAGCACCGACCGAGCCUCUUGGCAGCCGCGUCCCGGGACGGAGAGGGGCGGGGGCGGCGAGGCCAUUGGGCCUCCUCCCCUUCCUCCUCCGCCGAAAGUGAAAGCGGCUCCCGCCGAACAGAUCGCGCAGCGUCGCUCUGCAGCUCCCGCUCCUCGCCUGCCCGUCCGCAUGGCCGCCGCCUCCUUCGCGCCCGCCCGCGGUGAGCGGAGCCCCCUCCUCUUCCUCCUCCUCCUCCUCCUCGGUGCGUCCCUGGGCGCCUCCUCGCCGCCGCCCUCGGCCGCCGCCAAGCUGGGCUGCUGGUUCGUGGAGGAGGCGGGCGGCGGCGGCCGCGGGGCCGGGUCGGUCAUGCCCAGCGACCUGAGACACCGCCGCGCUCUGCUCGUCCUGCCGCCGCCCGGGCAGCGCCUCGCCGAAGCCGCCCUGGAGCCCGACCUGCCCGCCGAGGUGGAGCCCGGCCUGGCCUUCCAGCUGCUGGACCCCUCCGGGACCCUCUGGAGCGGCAAGGAGGCCGGCGCCCGUCCCCGCUGGGAGGGGGCCGCUCUGUCCGGCCCCGGAGAGGCCGAGGUGGCCUGCGAGAUCAACCCCUACCAGCCGCGGGAGGCCCACGUGCCCUGGGCCGCGGGGCUGGUGGGGCAGAAGGGCUGCCCCCGCUCGCUGGAGGGCCGCUGGGUCAUCGCCACCAUCCAGAACCCCGAGGUGGACUUUGGGGUCAGCAGCAUCCUGCACCAGGAGGGGCCGUUGCCCGGGAAACCGGAGGCGAGCAGGGUCGCCGUGGCAACAGCCGUCCUCUCGGUUUUCACCCGGACACCCCGGCUGGAGUCCCGCCUGGGGCAGGACGUGCUGCUGGACUGUGGCUUCUCAGCUCCGGCCACGGCCUUCUCGGUCGAGUGGCGCCACCAGCAUGGCGGGGCCGGACAGGUGAUCCUGGCCUACGACGGAGCUACCCAGCACAUGGCCAUGUCUGAGGAGGGGGCCCGGCUGUUUCUGGACCCCGGGAGCAGCAACGUCUCGCUGCAGUUGCAAGGCGCUCAGGUGCGCCACGAGGGAACCUACAUCUGCUCCGUCUACCUGCCCCACCUGCAAGCCCAGCAGGCCGUGGAGCUCAAGAUCGUGCAGCCGCCCAAGGUCACCCUCCGCCCGGUCCCCUUCCCGGUGCCCCUCAACACCCACACGGACCUGGCUUGCGAGAUCACCGGCUAUUACCCCCAGAGCGUCUCCGUGGUCUGGAAGUGGCACAGUCCCGGCACCCCACAAAAGGUCCUCCUGGAAACGUGGGAAUCAGGGCACCGGCAGGCGCCGGACGGCACCUACAGCUUCACCAGCUUUGCCCGCCUGCCAGCUGUCCAGCCAGGGGACCAGGGCGGCUCAUACAGCUGCCACGUGAGUCACGUGGGGCUGAGCCAGGCGGGGCUCCAGAAGAGCCUGAAGCUGAAUGUGGCAGGCUCCUCGGUCCCCUCCGUGGAGGACGUGAUUGGCCUCUUCCUGGUCACCUUUGCGCUCCUGGGCUUCCUGCAGGUGCUUUCCCAGCGAGCCUCUGCAGAGAAGAAGGAGACGACCAUGAUGACGUCGGAGCCAAGCAACCAGAGUCCUCCGCCUGACCCCUCGCAGCCUGCUGCUCCUCCCCCCGAGAAGAACCAGGGGGGCAGCAAGAGGCGGCUCUCUGGACUCGGGUCCUCGUCGCCGGGCCCCACUCCGAAGUGAAAGGCCUCCUGCGUGGUGGAGCCUCACUCUGGAUCCUGCAGGAAGGAAGGGCUGCGGAGGGUGGGGGGCGUUGGGAGACCCCCUCCCCCCCCAUGGAUCGUAGUUGGCAAUUUGGGGAGGGGGUCCUGAACCUGCUUAGUGUGUGUGUCUGUCCUCCCCUCAUGCAGGAAGCAGGGAUCCCUGCUCCGUCUCUACCUCCCUACCUGUCCCCGGGGCCCCUCAGAGGCCCAGGCCCCGGCCCUCGCUUCUUCCCCCAGGCUCUCCCCAGACGCUGCAUUGUGGGGAAGCAGCCAGGCAGCCUGGCCUACUCUGGGGCCCCCAGGUGGGUGGGAGGCCGAGGGACCCCCCGUGUGUUCUCACCCACCCCGCAGUGUCAGCUGUUUCGCUUUCCAAGUCCUCUGCUGAAGAGGCUCCCUCAGUGGGGGUGGGGGUGGCUUGUCUGCCUGCCCCCCUCCCACAACUGCAGGGCGGAAGGAAAGGGGUUUUCUUUGCUCUCUAUCAGCUUAUAAAGAUUUCCCUUUCUA